Molecule: messenger RNA, 1507 nt
Organism: Ilex paraguariensis (yerba mate)
Lineage: Eukaryota; Viridiplantae; Streptophyta; Magnoliopsida; Aquifoliales; Aquifoliaceae
Source: the annotation of a GenBank genome assembly
AUGGACUCCCUUAAGGCCACUUACAGAGACGAAGAUGAUGAAGAUUCCUCCAACAACAACACUACCAGCACCACCAGCAAUGGUCUCACUGAACCUAUCCGACCCAGCACCACUAUGACCACCGUUACCCCCACCACAAUUACCACCCCAGAUACCGAACCUGAACCUCUAAAUGGCAUCAAAGAAGAACCCAUUGGCUACCCAUCUUCUGAGGAAAUCUACGAGGACAACCCACAAACUCAAGAACCCCAAGAAGGUUCAGAAAACCUCAAAGAUUCGCCCAAAUUCACCAAAGUCUCCGAAACCGAAGACGAGGAGGAAGACGAAGACGAAGACCCACCUCCCAAAAAGCAAAAACAACUCUCCUCGUUGACAUCGCCGGUCACACCUAAACCAGAACGCCAAGAAUCUCAAGAAACAGCGGCAGUUCCUAUACCAACAACACAACCCACAACAGCAAUGCCAAAACCGUCCGUUGCUUCAAGCAAGAAAUCGAAGAAGAAGGGCAACAAUGUGUGGACGAAAUCCACAUCAAGAAAAGGUAAAAAGAAAAUCAAGUGCAAUAACCAUAACAACCAAACAGAGGAUACAGUUUUGAUCACUCCAAUUCCGAGGUUUCCUGAUAAGAAUGAUGAUAGCCCGGAUAUGGAAAUCUGUCUUUCGAAGGUUUACAAGGCUGAAAAGGUUGAAUUGAGCGAGGAUAGAUUGAGUGCUGGGAGUACAAAAGGGUACAGAAUGGUAAGGGCCACAAGGGGGGUAAUGGAGGGGACAUGGUAUUUUGAGAUUAAGGUGGUGCAACUAGGUGAGACAGGGCAUACCAGACUCGGGUGGUCAACAGAGAAAGGGGACUUACAGGCGCCUGUUGGGUAUGAUGGGAAUAGUUUUGGGUAUAGGGACAUUGAUGGGACUAAGAUACAUAAGGCUUUGAGGGAGAAGUAUGGUGAGGAAGGGUAUAAAGAAGGUGAUGUUAUUGGGUUUUACAUCAAUUUGCCAGAGGGGAAUUCGUAUGCGCCAAAGCCACCCCAUUUGGUUUGGUAUAAGGGACAAAGGUAUGUGUGUGCACCAGAUUCAAAAGAAGAUCCUCCAAAAGUAGUGCCUGGAAGUGAGAUAUCCUUCUUCAAAAAUGGGAUUUGUCAAGGUGUUGCUUUCAAGGAUCUGUAUGGUGGUCGUUAUUAUCCUGCAGCUUCCAUGUAUACUCUUCCCAAUCAACCCAAUUGUCUUGUCAAAUUCAACUUUGGCCCUGAUUUUGAAUUUUUCCCGGAAGACUUCGGUGACCGGCCUGUCCCGAGACCCAUGAUAGAAGUUCCUUAUCAUGGCUUCGAUGGCAGAAUUGAGAAUGGUGUGUCCAACGAGAAGAAACAUUAGCUGUAAAGCAGAUUAUCACAUAUUUACAUAAUAUAUGCGGAAUUGGGGGUUGACUGAACUUAAUUUCUUCUGGAAUUUUGAUAAUGCUUAUGUGAUGACUGACUACUGAACAGUCCGAUUGUUUGUAAUUGCUACUUCUCUA